Molecule: messenger RNA, 1329 nt
Organism: Knipowitschia caucasica
Lineage: Eukaryota; Metazoa; Chordata; Actinopteri; Gobiiformes; Gobiidae
Source: the annotation of a GenBank genome assembly
AUGAAGUCUCCAAAUGACCACCGGGAUUACACACCCUCCACAUCCAAACUCGCCACUAAGGAAUGUCUGUCUACAGCACACGUGGAGCAACCUGCCUCGGAAAUACUCCCCAGAGAUGCUGGUGAUGCUGAGCAGUGCUUGGAGAGAGGGCACUCUUCCAUAUCUGUGAGCCAGAGUGAGCAGAGUCUGGAAUUUGAGCCCCAGUGCAGUUCUGUAGAGCAACCUGCCUCGGAAAUACUCCCCAAAGAUGCUGGUGAUGCUGAGCAGUGUCCUAAACACCGUUUGGUGUGUGGCGAUAUGUCUGCUUUUGACAAAUGCAUUCACUGCCUGGGACCUUUCGCCUCUUUGAAAUGGAUGGGGUUCAAAUGCAAAGGACUCUGGCAUCUAACCUGCUACAGACGGAUGAUGGGUCAAGACUCAUCAGACCUCAUUGAUUCUAUGAGCUCUGGAAGCGAGCCAGACAACAAGGAUUCUGAGGAACGGACCGGGAGAACAAGAGUGCUGGCUUUGGCUACAGCCCAGGAGGCCGUUUUCAGCCAACACUUUUCAAGUGGAAUGUGGAAGAUUCUGAGCUCCAUAAAGGUGGAUGAAAUUGGCCUGACUUUGAGAAAUGACCUCUCCAUUGUGCACUUUGCCCAGUCACUUUACAACAGACACGGACAAGACCCCACAAAACAUGAGUACAUGCGACAGAAGCUCCGUGAAGUGGGAAGGCUGCUAGUCUGUCUGCGCCACGACUUCUCAAUACACAGCCUGGAGGAAGCUAUCAAGCCAUGUAACUUUCAGAAUGUUGUUCAGGCAGUUCAGAAAGUUGCUGGCUUUGAUGAAGAAAAGCUGUCCUAUCGUACACCAAGCCUGGCUUUGAAGCUGGGGCACACACUAAACAAGAUCUGCGACAUCAUUCAGUGUCGAGCUCUGAUGGCAGAGGAUGACAGGCUGGUUAAGUCAGCUGAAACAUUCAGUAAACUGUACACCUCCAAGUGGUGUGAGCUGGUGUCCCAUAGUGCUCUGAAUACGCUGAGUACGCUGAAGUAUAAUAAACCAUCAACACUGCCCUUCACAGAGGACGUUCGGACACUACACCAGUACCUGCAGAAGUCUGCAGACGCUGCUGUUGGCAGCUUGACGGAGGAAGCUACAUCCAAGACCUAUGCUGAGCUUAAUGAGAUAUCAUUCAGUGACAGUGAAGCUAAGGACAGUGGCAGUGACUCUGAGGACAGCAGCACAGAGGCUAAGGAACCACAACUUGAGGACAUGGAAAGUCUGGGUCAAUCCUCAGGCUGUCCCAUCGUGGAGCUGUCGCAGAACUCUGAGGACUUCAGUAAGUAA